CUUUGUAUCCGGCCGCGGCGGCCCUGGGCUCCCGGGCCUCAGCGGGGAGCACGGCCCCCGCGUCCGCCCGACCCUCAAGGCCGGCACGUGCUGCUCCCGCCCGCCCGGCCCGCCGAGGGGGCGGAGGCCCAGCUUUUCUCCUCACCCGCUCCGGGCCAGGAGGAGGAGGAGCAGCAGCAGAAAGAGGCGACAGCUGCCCGACUGAGAGCGCGCGGCGGAGCGUGGCUGCGGCGUCCGGCGACUCUCGGCAGUGGCGGCGGCACUGCCGCCCGGGAUGUUCCCGGGCACUUCCUGACUGGCUGGCAGCGCUCACACCGCCCAACUCGCACGCCCCCGGCCCCCAGUCUCGCUGGCUGGCUGGCUGGCUGGCUGGCUCUCGCGGGCCCGCUCUGCCUCGGCCGCGCCGCGGUGGAGGCGAGCUACCGGAACGCGGCCCGGGAUGAGCUGACUGCGGGAAAAUACGCCGCCGACGGGCCCGGAGAGGCAGUGAGGACCCGCUUUUCUCUGAAUCGCCGCCCUGCCCUUGAAUUUGAGAUCAUGUCCAUUCACAUCGUGGCGCUGGGGAACGAGGGGGACGCCUUUCAUCAGGACAAUCGGCCGUCGGGGCUCAUCCGCACUUACCUGGGGAGAAGCCCGCUGGUCUCAGGGGACGAAAGCAGCUUAUUGCUGAACGCGACCAAUACGGUCGCACGUCCUGUGUUCACCGAGUAUCAGGCCAGCGCGUUUGGAAAUGUCAAGCUAGUGGUCCACGACUGUCCCGUUUGGGACAUCUUUGACAGUGAUUGGUACACCUCUCGAAAUCUAAUUGGAGGUGCUGACAUCAUCGUGAUCAAAUACAAUGUAAAUGACAAGUUUUCAUUCCACGAAGUGAAGGAUAAUUAUAUUCCAGUGAUAAAAAGAGCAUUAAAUUCAGUUCCAGUAAUCAUUGCUGCUGUUGGUACCAGACAAAAUGAAGAAUUACCUUGUACGUGCCCACUGUGUACCUCAGACAGAGGGAGCUGUGUCAGUACAACCGAAGGGAUCCAGCUUGCUAAAGAACUAGGAGCAACUUAUCUGGAACUGCAUAGCCUUGAUGACUUCUACAUAGGAAAAUAUUUUGGAGGAGUGUUGGAGUAUUUUAUGAUUCAAGCCUUAAAUCAGAAGACAAGUGACAAAAUGAAGAAAAGGAAAAUGAGCAACUCGUUUCAUGGAAUUAGACCACCUCAGCUUGAACAACCAGAAAAAAUGCCUGUCUUGAAAGCUGAAGCAUCACAUUAUAACGCCGAUUUAAAUAACUUGCUCUUCUGCUGCCAGUGUGUGGAUGUGGUAUUUUACAGCCCAGAUUUGAAGGACGUGGCCGAGGCCCACAAGAUCGUUCUCUGCGCCGUCAGCCAUGUCUUCAUGCUGCUCUUCAAUGUGAAGAGUCCUGCUGACAUUCAGGAUUCCAGUAUCAUCCGAACUACCCAGGAUCUCUUUGCUAUAAACAGAGAUCCUGCGUUUCCAGGUGCUAGCCAGGAGUCUCCAGGCAACCCACCCUUACGAGUCAUUGUUAAAGAUGCCGUCUUCUGUUCUUGUUUAUCGGACAUUCUGCGCUUCAUCUAUUCAGGUGCCUUCCAGUGGGAAGAAUUAGAAGACGAUAUCAGAAAGAAGUUGAAAGAUUCAGGGGAUGUUUCAAAUGUAAUUGAGAAGGUUAAAUGCAUUUUAAAAACACCAGGAAAGUUUAAUUGCCUGAGGAACUGCAAAACCUAUCAAGCCAGAAAACCUCUGUGGUUUUAUAACACUUCCCUCAAGUUUUUCCUUAAUAAACCGAUGCUUGCUGAUGUUGUCUUUGAAAUACAAGGUAUGACAGUACCAGCCCACCGGGCCAUCCUGGUGGCCCGUUGUGAAGUGAUGGCCGCCAUGUUUAAUGGGAACUACAUGGAAGCAAAGAGCGUUCUGAUUCCAGUCUAUGGUGUUUCCAAAGAGACUUUCUUGUCAUUCUUAGAAUACCUGUACACAGACUCCUGUUGCCCAGCUGGCAUUUUCCAGGCAAUGUGUCUCCUGAUCUGUGCAGAGAUGUACCAAGUAUCCAGACUGCAGCACAUCUGUGAGCUGUUCAUCAUUACACAGCUGCAAAGCAUGCCAAGCAGGGAACUGGCAUCGAUGAACCUUGAUAUAGUUGAUCUGCUCAAAAAAGCCAAGUUUCACCAUUCUGAUUGCCUCUCCACCUGGCUGCUUCAUUUCAUCGCCACUAACUACCUCAUCUUCAGUCAAAAGCCUGAAUUUCAGGAUCUUUCAGUGGAAGAACGCAGUUUUGUUGAAAAGCACAGAUGGCCAUCGAAUAUGUACUUGAAGCAGCUUGCCGAAUACAGGAAGUAUAUACACUCCCGGAAAUGUCGUUGCUUAGUAAUGUAACCUGGAAAUUUCGUAUGCAUACACUUUUUCCUCUUACUAUGAAGAAUCGGAUACUUCUGGGUUCCAGUAAAAUCUUGUGGCAGAAACCAAUGUGGGAGUUAAAACAAAAUAUCACGUAGAGCUUCAUGUGUUCAUUAAUUCUCUUUGAAAAAGCUACUGUUAUGAUCUUAAAAGGGAACAGAGUAUAUACUGUAGGCUAAAAUUAAGACCAUCUUAGUGUAUAAAGCUGUUGUACAGCUGUUUUUUCCCUUGAAGAUGCCCUGUUGCUUUAGUGAUAUUAAUACCCCUCCCAGUUAAGAAAUAUUUAAUUUAAAGAAAUCAAGUGGAAUUAAUACAGAAAUUUCAUCAUGUUUGAUUAACUGCUCGAUUAAAAUAAGGGCCAAUUGAAGACCCAGUGUGACUAUUUCUAUCAUAAAAAAUCUAGGAGAAGACUGAUCAAGCUGAGAUUUUAGAAAUAUAAGUCUGCCUGGGAUUUUGAAAGUGAAAUGGCCACUUCGUUGUAAUCAGUGACAGUGUUUGAACCAUCAUGAAAAAAAAAAAAUCUAGCUUUUAUAUGGGCAACUGGACUGAGCCACCUUGUCGAUCCUCUGGAAUUCUGAUUAGGCAAGAAAUCUAUAUAGGGCUGGGUUUAUGGCCAUGUAACCUGUGUGGUCACACAGGCCCCUUGCUCAGAAGGGCCCCAUGCUUGGUUCAGUGCUUUGCGAGCUUAAAAUUCUUAAUAAUAUUUGAAGAGGGGCCCUGCAUUUUCACUUUGUACUGGGCACCCCUGCCAGUUAAGUAUAUCUCCUAGCAGGGUAUGUUUUCUUGUGCAAGCAAAUGUUAUUCUGUGUGAAAGCAGAAAGGAGGUGCUGACAGUAAGCAAAGAGAAGAAGGCUUGCUGAAGGAAGAGAUACAGACUUUCCCAUCCUUGGUGAAGUCUGUGCUUCCCAGGGCCUCCCUCCUCUGCCACCCUGACUGGCAAGUGACAAGUGCGUCCUGUUGGCUUAGCUGUAAAACGCUCAUAGUUCUGGCUUUAUCACAGGUGAAUAGUUUCUUGAUCAUUCUCUAAGACUAGGAUAUUGGCAAAAGUGACUCACCAGUGUGACUUUGAUAUUCAUUUACAUAAUCGCUCCUAGGAAAAGAGGCUUCCUGGAGAAUUUGCAUUCAGAGGCCUAAGAGUUUUGUUUUUUGUUUUUUUUUCUUUUAAUGUGUUUAGUAAGAUUAAGAUGCUAGUGGCUUGAAUUGUGUGAAUUCUUUCUGAGGACCGAAAGGUUGUUUGAUGAGGAAUAGCAUGAGUCUUGUCCUUCAAGAUAAUGUAGUAAGUUAAAAGAAAGGAUAUAAAUCCAGACUUCGUACAUGUAGAAAAAAUGUAGGCACUAGGAUAGAAGACAGAUCGUUUCUCCUGUAUCAUAUGCCAACAGAAGUAAUUAUAUCAGAAGCUCACAAGCUGAGAGAUGAAAAACUAGAUUACCAUGUAUUGUUAGUAUCAUUUUCACCUGUAAUUAAUACAUUGGGAUAUGUUUUUCUUUUAAUUUCCAAUGACUUUAGAAUACACAUAAUUUUUCUAGGUGUUCAAUAGUUUGAUUAAGCAGUUUUAUACCAUAGUAUAAACAUAAUACUCUACACUUAGUCCUUGAAUGUAACCAGCACCAUCAGAGUAAAACAGUAAAAAUCCUCUACAAAUAUCAUCCAAGAAACCUGAUUUCAAUUGGAUUGUACUGAUGGAGAUUACUGGAAUGCCUUUUAUGAUUUUUGUAUUUUACUCAGUUGAGUUAAUCAACUAUUGGCAGAUCCCAUUCGACAAGGAUUAGCAUUGGAAAAAAUAAAUACUGCAGUAGAUUUCAAGAAAUUCAUUUAUGUUUUAGACCUUUUAAAAUACGGUGAUAGUCUUGUGCUUUUCACAAGGAUAUUCUUACACCCACAUUAUUUACAGCACUUAAUAUUCUAAGUCAGUUACUUGUAACCUAGAAAAUUGAAAAAUAAAAGUUCUAAAGCAAAAUAUUUUCUUGAAAAUAGUAUUUAACAUUUCAGUAGACCAUAGAUAGUCUUUGGGUUCUUGGUCCCAAGUGGAAGUUGGGUUUGGGAGCUGGUGCUCUGUGGUAUGGAGCAUGUAGUUUUUAUUAUGAAGGCGAGUGCCUCAAACACACGGGUAUCACAGCUCUCCUGGGCUAGUCAAUGCAGUAAUCAAAUUAGUUUUUAAACCUAGAUUCUUCAAUACCGUUGAAUUAACUUAGUUUAAAGUUAACAAGGACAUUUUUUUAAAACCUUAAACACUAUCUUGGAGAAAUGAGUGUUCUUUUUGAGUUUUUCUAACUGAAAAAUUAUUUCUAGAUGAAUGUAUGCUUUGUGCUGAUCUCUGCUUCAGUAUAUUUACCACUCAUUUUAAUUAGAGUAAUUACUGUAUGGUAGAACUAAGGCCCUUUCUUUCUGGGCCAGGUUUUCACCUUAUAUAACCCUUUGUAGACUUCUGACUACUCUGUGUUUAUACUGUAGGAGAGUAGGCUUAUAAUCUAGACGGUUCAGUAACAUAGCUGAAACUCACCCUGUCUAAGCCAACAUAAUGGCUUCAUAUUGGGCAGAAGAAGAAAAACUGAAUUAGGUAAAUUUGACUUCCCAGACAGCUGAACUUUUCAACUGUAAUUCAAAAACUACACUACACUGAUAUAGUUAUUUAGACACAAAAAUGUCCUCAAGAGUAUUUUAUUUAAUUUAAAGCAUCUGUUGAAUUCAAUCUUUAAUAAUUUUGCAAAGAUGGGUCUGUGUGUAUUUUAAUAUAGCCUGACCUGAAUUUAUAUGUUUUUAGUUUAGUAUUUAACAUUUUUGUAACAAAUAAACCUUUUUUU
Molecule: messenger RNA, 5195 nt
Organism: Phacochoerus africanus (Common warthog)
Lineage: Eukaryota; Metazoa; Chordata; Mammalia; Artiodactyla; Suidae
Gene: RHOBTB3
Product: Rho related BTB domain containing 3
Exons: 12
Coding region: 538-2373 (611 amino acids)
Biological process (GO): proteasome-mediated ubiquitin-dependent protein catabolic process; regulation of proteolysis
Cellular component (GO): cytoplasm
Molecular function (GO): GTP binding; GTPase activity; ubiquitin protein ligase binding
Source: RefSeq, a predicted model, not a curated record